UAAUGCUCGACCUUCACUCUUUCUAUUUCUUACCGUGUAAACACGAGGCAAAAAGUAAGGCUUUUGCCGCUUUCACCUUUGUGCAGCGAGUGUAGAACCUUACAUACUACGGGAAAAUGGAAGUUGAUGGUGCCGGUGAGCGCUGGAAUCUACAGGAUGACCUGUCUGUGGACGACCCAGAGAUGCAUGCACUGAUUAAGGCAGAGAAAAGACGCCAGAUGUGUGGUCUGGAACUCAUUGCCUCCGAGAACUUUGCCAGCAAGGCUGUGUUGCAGGCCCAAGGUUCAUGCCUGAAUAACAAAUAUUCUGAGGGACUGCCAGGACAAAGAUACUAUGGUGGUAAUGAAAUUAUUGACAAAGUGGAGCGUCUCUGCCAGAAACGUGCAUUAGAAGCAUUUGGCUUGAAACCUGAGGAAUGGGGAGUCAAUGUCCAACCUCUCUCAGGGUCCCCAGCCAACUUUGCAGUGUAUACAGCUCUGGUGGAACCCCAUGGAAGAAUCAUGGGUCUUGACUUACCAGAUGGAGGCCAUCUCAGUCAUGGUUUUAUGACCUCAUCAAAGAAGAUAUCUGCCACUUCUAUUUUCUUUGAAUCUAUGCCUUACAAAGUUGACCCAGUCACCGGGCUGAUAGACUAUGACAAGUUACAGGAGAAUGCCAAGUUGUUCAAGCCCAAAAUGAUAAUUGCAGGUGUCAGCUGCUACUCCAGAAAUUUGGACUAUCAAAGAUUCCGCCAAAUAGCAGAUGAGAAUGAUUCCUAUCUCCUGGCAGACAUGGCUCACAUCAGUGGUUUGGUUGCUGCUGGAGUAGUGCCCAGUCCAUUUGCAUUCUGCGACAUUGUCACAACAACAACGCACAAGUCACUCCGUGGUCCCAGGGCUGGGUUGAUCUUCUUUAGAAAAGGUGUUAGAAGAGUGGACAAGAAUGGGCAGAAUGUCAUGUAUGAUAUUGAGAAGAAGAUCAAUGAUGCAGUGUUCCCUGGACUACAGGGUGGACCACACAAUCACGCCAUUGCUGCUGUUGCUGUUGCCUUAAAGCAAGCUGCACUGCCAGAAUUUAAGAUUUACCAACAACAGGUUAUAAAGAAUUGUCAGGCCAUGUGUAAGCACUUUAUCAACAGAGGAUACCAUGUUGUUUCAGGUGGAACUGACAAUCACUUGAUACUGCUUGACCUCCGUCCUAAUAAGACCACUGGCUCCCGUGCAGAGAAGGUGCUGGAAGAGAUCAGUAUUGCUGUUAAUAAGAAUACCUGCCCAGGUGACAAGAGUGCUUUAAACCCUAGUGGACUGAGGCUGGGGACGCCUGCACUCACAUCAAGGAACCUGAAAGAAACAGAUUUUGAGAAAGUUGCCGAGUUCAUUCAUUUGGGCAUUCAGCUGACCACAGAGAUCCAGUCUCAAUGUGGCCCAACUCUGAGAGAGUUCAAGGCCAAGCUUGCUGAAGACCCGGCUGUGCAUGAGAAGAUCAAAGCUCUACGUGAGCAAGUGGAAGCCUUUGCUCUUACCUUCCCUAUGCCUGGACAUGAUGAUUUAUAACAUGUAUGCCAUUCAAAGAAAUUGGAAACAUAACAGUUGUGAUUGAAGCAACUUUUGCUAAAACCAUCCAGUUCCUGUAUAUGAAAAGCUGUGAUUAGCUAAGCAGCAGGCUCAUGAUAUUGCAAUAAGGUUCUGAAAUAAUUAUGUGACAUGCAGCUUUAAUGGAAGUCAAAUUUAGCAUCCCCUGCAGGUUAAAUUUUAACUCCACUGCCAGGGUGUAUUUUGUGAAUUUUGAAUGAAUUGUAAAAUUACAUUUGUAAUUCAAUAGACUGCUUUUAUAUAAUGAUAAGGUCACUUACAUUGUACAAUUUGAUCAGGUAUUUUCCUGCAUUACUUUGUGAAACGCACAGGAAAAUAAGACUUAUCGCAUUGCACUGUCACAAACUAGGGGGCUUGUCAAAAUAUUUUUGCCCCAAUAGAUCGUCAAUUUGACCCCAAAUCAAAUUAUCAAUGUAAUUAGUUCCUCAGUAAUGCACAACUUGAAUCUAUACUUUGGGAAUAUUCCAACUAUAGGUUUUUCCAAAGUUAAUCACUCAAAUAAUAUAUGUUAUUUGAUAUCCAUUUUCAGUAUAUGAUAAGACUUAGAAAUCUAUUGGUAUAAAAGAAAAAGGUAUUAAUCCUCAAGAGGUUCUAUUGACAUGUAGCUACAUAUUGUAUUGAUUUUCUUAUCUACCCAAUGUAAAGGACUUAAAAUUGGUGUUUGUGGGAUUUUGCUUAUCAUAGGUAACAUUCCUGUAUUAUGUGACUUAGCUAUAUGAAACAUUGUAUAACACAUCCAUAGGCUUCCAUGCAAUUAUUGCACAUAUUUAUAGCCACUUUUUUUAUGGUGUGUCCAUUAUUUUAUUUGCAGUGGGAUGAAUUGACAAAGACUGUUGGGUAGCCACGGUAUAUGGCAAAUCCUGUAUCUUCAGGAUAGAUUUUGUUUUGUUAAAUGUAGAUUGACGAAUUUAUAUUCAAUAUCAAACUGAGUUUAUUGUUACUGUAUCAAGAUAACAUCUAUUUCCUUGCACUUUAUUAAAUGAAAAGAACUUGUUAUUUAAGAUUUUUAUCAUUGUUAUGAAAGAAAUCACUGGUCCCUGUGAUAAAAAAAAUCAAGAAUUCAGGACAAAAAAAUCAAUAAUGAUUGCUUUAGUUUUACCCAUAGGUAGUACAUGUACAAUGUAGUUUGAUCCUGUAAGGAAAGUAUGAUUCUUUCUUUUAUAUUCAGUUUGUGUCAUCAGCAUUAAGAUAUGGUUCAUAUGAAUAGUACUGCAUAUUGGAGAAAAACAUUUUAUUUAUGUUAUAUACUUCAUAAUUUGAGUUUUUGUUUGUGAACGGGAUACAAUUAAUUCUCUUGCGUAGUAAACUUUCCCUUUAAAGAAUAUGGUACAAUCAGCAUGUCUUUUGCAUUUUAAACUAAUCUGACAACAAUAACUUGGAAUGGUACUAGUACAAAUAUCUGUAUUUUUCACUUGUUUACAAUCACAAUUACAAAAGUACCUCAGUACUGGAUGUACAUUUAAGUAUGGACAAAUGAUAUUAUCAUUGUAAUAUCAUUGUUCAAUAUUUUAAAUGGAAUAUUGUCAAAGUAACUAAAAUAAAUGCAAUCAGUGAUGUUUAA
Molecule: messenger RNA, 3132 nt
Organism: Lingula anatina
Lineage: Eukaryota; Metazoa; Brachiopoda; Lingulata; Lingulida; Lingulidae
Product: serine hydroxymethyltransferase, cytosolic
Biological process (GO): tetrahydrofolate interconversion
Cellular component (GO): nucleus; cytoplasm; mitochondrion
Molecular function (GO): pyridoxal phosphate binding; glycine hydroxymethyltransferase activity
Source: RefSeq, a predicted model, not a curated record